AUGAGCUACGAGGCUCUUUAUGGCAGAAAGUCCUUGGGGAUCCAGAAGAACAUAGAAGGAAAACAAUUCAGCUUCGAGUUCAAGAACUCUGUACACAACUUGAGCAAAACACAGCAGACCAAACUCACUGUGGGCAGACUGGGAUUAGGCCUGAUCAUCAUCCAGCAUAGGCCCUACCUCCAGAUUUCCCACCUCAUCAAAAAUGGGGCUGCAGCCAAGGACCGGAGACUCAAGCCAGGUGAUGUUCUGAUUAGUGUUGGCCAUGCCAACGUAUUAGGAUAUACUCUUCGAGAAUUUUUAAAGCUUUUGCAAAAUAUCACCAUAGGAACAGUGCUACAAUUCAAGGUUUACCGAGAUUUUAUUGCUAUACCCCAAGAAUGGCAAGAAAUAUAUGAUUUAAUCCCUGAAACCAAAUUCCCAGUGACACGUACACCAAAGAAAACUGGGAAGGCAAAAGAUGAAUUUUUCUCAAGCCCUGAUGACAACAAAGAUGUAGUUUUAGAUAAAAAACUUAAAUUUUACAGAUAUUCACAGUCACUUGGGCCUCACCCUGCAAGAAGACCAGUAUCUAUCUCCAGAGAAUGGCAUGGGUAUAAAAAGGAGAACCAAACUAUUAGUGUCGGAAAAAACAUCAACUGUGAUGUGAUAAUUCAUGGAGAUCAUAAGAAAGAAGUGAGAGCCCCAUCUCCAUACUGGACCAUGGUGAAGAACGAAAACAAAAGCUCCUCUUCCUCCGUCUCCUCCACCUCAGAUGCAUUUUGGCUGGAGGACUGUGCCCAAGUUGAGAAGGGCAAAAGUCAACUGGCAUCAAAGGUUAGGCAAUAG
Molecule: messenger RNA, 825 nt
Organism: Marmota flaviventris (yellow-bellied marmot)
Lineage: Eukaryota; Metazoa; Chordata; Mammalia; Rodentia; Sciuridae
Source: RefSeq, a predicted model, not a curated record